GUUUCGGUUUGAGGUGGACGAUGCCGAGCUGCAAGAUGAACCAUUGCAAAUACGUUUGAUGGAUUAUGACACAUAUUCUGCAAACGAUGCUAUUGGCAAAGUGAAUAUAAGCUUGAAUCCAUUAUGCUUGGAAAUGUCUGGAUCGACUUCGCAUGGAAAGGGGACAGUGCUAUCUGGUUGGAUACCAGUUUUCGAUACAAUGCAUGGUAUACGUGGUGAAGUCAAUGUGAUUGUCAAAGUAGAUCUAUUUUCUGAUUUAAACAAAUUCAGGCAGAGUUCCUGUGGCAUACCAUUCUUCCACUCACAAUGUAUACCAUUUGGCUAUCGCGCGCAGAUGAUACACGGUUUCGUUGAGGAGCUUGUGGUCAACGAUGAUCCCGAAUAUCAAUGGAUAGAUAAGAUUCGUACACCACGCGCUUCUAAUGAAGCCAGACAGGUUGUGUUUCUGAAAUUGUCGGGACAAGUACAACGAAAAAUGGGUCUCAAGGCCAUUAAUAUGGGCGCGAAUGCCGUUAUUGGUUAUACGCAAUGCUUUGACUUGGAAGGAGAUGUCGGUGUGGUGGCGCGUGGCAUUGGUACCGCGGUGACAUUGAUCAAAGAUACAACCAGCAGCCAGUCAACGGCGACAACAGCAGUGGCAGAUAAUGCGCUAAUUGAAGAGUGAGUACUGCUUUGUAUGAAUAUCUAAUUUGCAUACAUAUUUAGUCGACUUUUUUAAUUUUCCUUAUAUGCCUAUAUGUACUGUAUUUGUGUGUGUGCGCGAGUUUGUGCGCUAGAGCCGUUGUGCCUGCGAAAGCAUAAAGCAUUUAUUGGUGGCAUACGUAAAUACACGCGCACUUACACACACGCGCACUAUCAGCAAUGUUUGCAGUUAUUUUUACGACAAUGAUGCAUAGACAUCCGUAUGUAGUCGUUCAGAUGAAUAAGGCCAAGGACAAGAGCGUGCUUACAUGCAUAUGCUUAGAGCUUCGUGUGUAGGCAUAUGUGUGGCAUCAUCUCUCCAUUUUGCUAUGGUAUAAAGUUGAGUUUUAACGAAAAACAUGUAUCAUUAUUAGAAUACAUACUAUUUUCUAGUAUAACUACAUAACGAAAACAUCAAUGCUUUAACAUUUGCAGAGGUUACUUUAAAGUACGACAUGGCGAAUGAGUGAUGUGCUACACAACAAUAAUUUUUUUUCGAUUUGCCAUCGCCAAUAUGUAUGGCAUUACCCAAACGUACGUACGUACCAUGAUAAAAACAUAACAAGGUAAAACCAUUGAGAGGCAGUCUGACGUUUGCCAUCAAUAUAAUUUUAAAACA
Molecule: messenger RNA, 1300 nt
Organism: Rhagoletis zephyria (snowberry fruit fly)
Lineage: Eukaryota; Metazoa; Arthropoda; Insecta; Diptera; Tephritidae
Product: C2 domain-containing protein 5-like
Biological process (GO): intracellular protein transmembrane transport; protein localization to plasma membrane; positive regulation of vesicle fusion
Cellular component (GO): plasma membrane
Molecular function (GO): calcium-dependent phospholipid binding; calcium ion binding
Source: RefSeq, a predicted model, not a curated record